AAAACGUCCCUAAAAAGCGCUAGUGUCGUCAUAUUCUUGCACCUCUCAUUCUUAUUUACAGCCAUGACUGUUUCAGAUGCUUCACCUCUCUGCAACCUCUCCGAUUCAGGUCCAGUUAAACCCACUGUCCCAUUGAUAUCCUUCCUUGAACGUUUACAAUCAGCCGCUCUUGUUUCAUUCGGUGAUUCGAACUUCGAUCCUAAGCUUUACGUUGAUAUGCCCCUGAAAUUCGAUCUUUCAACUACAGAGGAUGCUUUUGAUAAGCUCCCGAGGGCGAAGAACGGAACGGUUCCUGUUCAGGAUCUCCAAAGGUUUAUCGAGACGUACAUGUACAGUGCCGGAAGCGACAUGUUGUACGUCGAGCCUGUGGAUUUCGUGGCGGAGCCCGUUGGAUUUUUGCCCAAGGUGGAGAAUCCAGAGGUGAGGAAGUGGGCGCUGGAAGUGCAUUCCCUGUGGAAGAAUUUGAGCCGAAAGGUUGCUGAUGGGGUCAAAGAACACCCCGAAUUGCAUACGCUUCUGCCUUUGCCUGGACCAUUCAUCAUUCCCGGAUCGCGAUUCAGAGAGGUUUACUACUGGGAUUCUUACUGGGUUAUUAGGGGUUUGUUGGCCAGCAAAAUGUAUACCACCGCUAAGUCCAUUGUGUUGAAUCUUCUUUACCUCCUAGAUGAAUAUGGUUAUGUCCUGAAUGGUGCAAGGGUUUAUUAUACUAAUAGAAGCCAGCCACCACUCCUGAGUUCUAUGAUAUUGGAGAUAUACAUGAGAACUAAUGAUUUGGACCUUGUGAGAAGAGCACUUCCCUCACUGCUCAAAGAACAUCGCUUCUGGAAUACUGGCAUCCAUAAGGUGACCAUUCAAGAUGCUCAAGCAUGCAAUCACACUCUAAGUCGAUAUUAUGCAAUGUGGAACAAAACCAGACCAGAAUCUUCAACUAGUGACAAAGAAUCUGCCUCGAAGUUCUUGCAUGAUUCUGAGAAACAGCAACUUUACCGCCAACUAGCAACUGCAGCUGAAUCUGGAUGGGAUUUCAGUACAAGAUGGAUGAGGAACACAUCGGAUCUCACAACAUUGGUCACAACAUCAAUCAUACCUGUGGAUUUGAAUGCAUACAUACUCAAGAUGGAGCUAGACAUAGUUUUUAUGGCACGAACUAUAGGGGAAAAUCAAACUGCAGAACACUUCUUGGAAGCUUCUCGAGCAAGAAAGAAGGCCAUGGAGUCUAUCUUUUGGAAUGACGAGAUGGGCCAGUGGCUUGAUUACUGGCUCAUAGACAACCAUACUUGUGAGGAAGUUUCAGGAUGGGAGGUUCAAAACCAGAAUCAGAAUAACUUUGCCUCGAACUUCAUUCCCAUAUGGAUUGAAUCAUUUAACUCAGAUGGUGCAACGGUGGAAAGUGUUAUGAAAAGUCUCCAGAGUUCAGGUUUGCUUUGUGCAGCUGGGAUUGCAACUUCCUUGACAAAUUCAGGACAACAAUGGGAUUUUCCGAAUGGGUGGGCCCCAGUUCAACACAUGAUUGUAGAAGGUCUAGCAAGGUCUGGCUCAAAGGAAGCAUGGUCCAUGGCGGAAGACAUUGCUGUUAGGUGGAUCAGAACAAACUAUGCCGCUUACAGGAAAACAGGCACGAUGAUUGAAAAAUACGAUGUGGAAGCCUGUGGUGAGAGUGGAGGGGGUGGUGAAUACAUACCUCAGACGGGCUUUGGCUGGACGAAUGGAGUGCUAUUAGCAUUUUUAGAGCAGUUUGGAUGGCCUCAAGAACAAAAAAUAGAUUGCAAGUGAGCU
Messenger RNA from Telopea speciosissima, 1776 nucleotides. Its product is annotated as probable trehalase. The transcript has 11 exons. Gene Ontology annotation, molecular function: alpha,alpha-trehalase activity. Gene Ontology annotation, biological process: trehalose catabolic process. Bases 64 to 1773 code for a protein of 569 amino acids. The record is from RefSeq and is a predicted model, not a curated record. NCBI's taxonomy places the organism in Eukaryota, Viridiplantae, Streptophyta, Magnoliopsida, Proteales, Proteaceae.